AUGGACCUGGCUUUUUCACAGAGGAUGACUGUAGUGGACGGGCAAGUCAUGGAGCAUUACACUCCGAUUUCCCUGCCCUAUUUUACUGUCGAAGAGGAAGGUGCCGGAACUUCGGACGGAGCUGCCCAGGCGAAAACCAGGCCAAAGCUUGUCCACAUUGAUGAAGCAAACUCCAAGGCUGCAAAGAAGCUAGUGGGCUCACAUGAGGAGCUACUGGAAGACAGCUACUUUCUGAUGCAGCUGCCAUGUGUACUUCCAGAAAUGCGCAACCCAGACGACGAAGUCUUCCGGGAGCAGGAAGAUGCCCUGUCAGCAGGCUCAGGCUCGACCAUUACUAGACUUCCAGAUGGCAAACUCGGCAAGCUCAGAAUCUACAAGUCUGGGAAGGUCCGAAUGGAGAUUGGUGGUGUCUCCUUUUGUGUUGAUCAAGGCUGUGAGACCUUCUUCCAGCAGGACCUGGCUUUGGUUUGCCCUCUUGCUGGUGAAUUCUUCAACCUGGGGCACAUCAACACGAGGAUGGUGCUGACGCCUGACCUAGACUCCAUUCUGAAAGAUUUGCCUGAGCAAAUGCCGGUGGAUGAGGCCUGCUCCCAAGUUGCAAGUCUAGGAGCAUCUAGUAGCAUCCCAAGCGUUGCAACCGUGUGA
Molecule: messenger RNA, 645 nt
Organism: Durusdinium trenchii
Lineage: Eukaryota; Dinophyceae; Suessiales; Symbiodiniaceae
Source: the annotation of a GenBank genome assembly